CGUGAAUGUUGUCGAAUGCCUCUUUUUUUAAACGUAUAAAAACUGACAGACAAGUGAAAAGGACUUCAGUUUUAAUUGAGUUAUUACCACGACAGGACAGUUAAUUGCCGUGAUUCCCAUUCAUAGCACAAGGAUAUAAAAGUGUUUCAUUGGAACUAAACAAAAAAAUAAAUUAUGUUCACUAAUUGGCUUACAAGUUCAUCGACUAACUCAACAACUUCUAUACCACAACUUCCGCCUCCUACAUUAGCAUCAACACCACCCGAUAUAGUUCUGGAAGUUGGACCUUCUCCGGGUGUGCGAUUUGUAGCUCAUACCAUAAUUUUGAGCAUGCAUAGUGGAUAUUUACGGUCGGCAAUACGUUUAGAUGAUAGUUCUGUUAGCGGAGGAAACUCUCCAGAUAUGGUUCUAUUCUUAACCAAUGUGACGGCGGAUCAAUUUGCUCCACUUUUGACCUACAUGUAUACUGGAUAUUUGGAUUUAAAUGUGGAUAAUAUAUUUGGUGUUCUUUUGGCCACGCAUGUAUUGCACAUGCCGCGGGCACUCGAGAUUUGUCGGGCUUUUUUGUCACGAGCUCAAUCUGAAGGAUAUUUAAGCAAUGGACACUUUCUUGGAAGUACAACAACCAACAACAGCAAUAACAAAAUCAUUCGUCCAAUUGCCAGUAAGGCAUCUGCUCCGAAUUUGGGAUUUAUUGCUCCGCCAAUGCAGCAUGUAUCACUACCCAGUACGGGAACUCCGUUUAAAAGCCUCCAGCAGACUUUUGUUCCCGGAGUACCAGUUUUACAAUCUGUCGCAGAUGACCUUUCCGAAAGUGAUACCCAAUCAAUUGCUGUAGCAUCACCUAGACCGACUCCCCCUACACCAAUCCAAAUCGAACGAGAAGAUACACUCCCUAAACGCUCUUCACCUCCUUCCACAUCCUACUCAUCAAAUCCACCUAAACGUCAGCAUAAAUCAAAACGAUCCAGUGACAAGCAUCGCGGUAGUAAAACCACUUCUCAUCAACCAACUCCAUUAGUAGCCAAGGAUCCCGUCCCCAUUCAAAUCGAAGCUGAAAAUAAAACUAUAAUCGACGUGGCAAGUUGUGAUGGUCCGAUUCGUUUUCGGCGUGUGCUCAACGACGCUUACGGACAUAAGCCCGAUGUUUUGCAAUUUCCCCCGGCCCAAGAACGCACUCAACAAAGUGUAUCGUUCUCGUUUCAUCAACAAAUGGCCAAGACAAUUAGCCAACGGCAAAUGCAUUCGGAAGAAUCCGAGAACAGCGAGGAUUUGAGUGCUAAAGGUGGUGGUUCUACAAAUUGCUCCAAUUCAAAAACUGGAGAGAUCUACAAUUGCGUAUAUUGUAAGCAUACUUUCAAGUCGCAAUACUGCUAUCAGAAGCAUGCCAAGAGGCAUUUGAAUCCUCUAUCGCUGGACUGUGCCAGUAGUAAUAAAUCAUCUUCAUCGGUUUCAUCAUCAGGACCUAUUCCACCAUCUAUUGCAGGAGUAGCAACAGCAGCAGCAGCGACAUCAACAUCAUCAUCAACUAUAGGAUGUUUGGAAAUAGAAAAGGAGGAAAAAACAAUUCCAGCGGUAGUUGUUGAAGUGUCUACAAGUGAAUUGCAACGACGUGAAGUACGCCCAUUGGAUAUGAAUGUCCAGUAUUAUCCGUGCAAGACUUGUGGCAGUAAAUUUCCAAGUUAUUAUUUUGUGCACAAACAUCGUAAAAUGUGUCAUGCAAAUGAAGAAAAUACUCCAAGUAAUACUGAACCCAAUAAAAGUGAACAUUAGAAUAUGUAUAAUUCGUUUUUAGAUGUAAAUUAAUUAAAAAAAAACAUGUGAAUAGAUUUUGUGUAGAAAUUAAAAUUUUUUAUUAAAUAAAAUAUAACAAAAUAGGAAAUGUUGUUUGUAGUUUUAAACUAAUUUUCGGGCUUCAUGGCAAUUUUCAAAAUGAAAUUUAUAGCAUUUGUUCGUUUAAGGCGUUUUCGAAAAAAAAAAAUGCAUAACAACUAUGAUAAUUAUUUUGUGAAUUUUGGAAUUAUUUAAAUGUUUUCAGUAUUUUCAAUUAGGGAUGCAACAUUUUCGAGCAAUGCAAUAAAAAAAAUUCAUAUCUAUGGAAUAAUAGUUUAGGAUACAAAUGAACCAACUUUUUCCUGCUACCGUCAUUCAAUCUAAUUUUAUUUUAGAAAAUAUUUCCAUCAGUGAUUUUUUGCAAAGAAUUAAAAACUUAAACAUUGUUGUCUUAGGACACCCCAUUUAAUUUAUAUGCAUACUGUCACAGAACAAAAAGCGAAUACAAAUGAAGUGGUUACUGGAACAUGUUACUCUUUCAUCAUACUUUUUUUUGUAUCAGUUUCAAAGUUAUAUGAAAGAAUUCAAUAUACAAAUCGCUUCCAAAAAAAUAUUUAUUGUAAAGGAGUUAACUCCUUUGAUACUUUACUCGCGGAACAAAUUUAAUGCAAAAAAUUAGUAGGUCCUUUCGAGCCAAACGGAAACAUUUAAAACCACGUUAUCUAUUGUUCAAUCAAAGUAAAAAAUAAAAAAAGUUAACAAACUUAUAUUCGGCUAAGAAAAAUGUAGGUACAAGACGACAGUAAAUUGGUGUGAAAUAUUUUGGAGAUCUCUCCGAGGGCAGCUUCAGCGAAACGAAAAUUUGUAAGUCUCCAGAUAGUGAAAAUUAUACAGAAAAUUAUUGAAAAUAAACUAUUCGUUCAGGAAAAAAAUAAAUAAUUACAAGUUUUUAUGGGAGAUACAAUUAGUUAUAAUUUUGGUAUAUAAACUUUUUUCAACAUAAGAUGGAUCUUCUACAAAAAAAAAGUAUAUAUGAAUUUUUAAUCAAAAUUUUAUUCGUCCUAUUGAGAAAUGUUCCCAAAAAUGACACAUGCGAGGUAGCUACAGUUUUUGGGAUGCUAGCUAACUAACUAAAAUUAACCUCCAAUUACCCUAGAGACUACAAAAAAAACAGCUCAUGAAUUACCUAAACAUUACAUUCUUCUCAAUUUGAGGAUUUAUGUUUUUCUAAAGCCUUCAUGAGCCAUUUUUUAGUCUUUUUAUAAAUGUCGUUUUCUAAUACUUGAAGAAUUUGUAUUGAAGUGAUAAUAUCAGUCUUUUUUUCAUGAGAACUAAGCAAAGUAAAGAAUUUUUUUUUACGCUAAGCAUCUGAAGCAAUCCAAGAAUCCUAAUUUAAAAAAAAAAAAUGCUGUUUUAUUUUGAUACAGUUACAUUUUAUUUAUUAAACUGGAGGUAUAGACAUAGGGGCUUUCCAAUCUAUAUUCUUACCAGUUAAUAAGAAUGAAUUAAGACUUUUCAGCUUAAACCAAUUCAAUUUAAAAGUUUGAUCUCUUUGGAAGAAAAAAUUACUCUAUUGACAUUUCGCUCUCUGAAUUUAAUUUUGAUGAGAAACAAUCACAUAUUUACAAUACAAUUUCAUUAAAUAGAGUUGAGAAACGUCCUUAAGAGUCAAGGCAAAAAAAUCUGAUAUCAAAUUAUUGUUACCUUCCAAAGUUUCCUCAGAAGUCAAUGUACUAAUUGAAUCAAAGUGCAUACAAAUAUAAAUAUUCCGAUUAAUGAGCAACUGUGUCACAUAUAGGGAACACAUCACAAGCAAACUAACGAACGUGUUAAAAGGCAUUUAUAAGACCUCAAAUGUUCCGAAAAAGAGAAUACAAUAGUAGUACCAGAAAAAGCAUACAUUAUAUUCUUCUUUCUGUGAAUCCAAAAUCGCAAUCCCACCCGCUCAUCUGCCAUCGACCUACAACAAAUUGUAUAAAAUCACAAUUCACAUAUAUUUGUAGCUUCACAUACAUGUAUGUGUAUGAUCUCCUUUUUUUUAAUUAAUUGACAAUUUAUUUGCAUGAAUAUUUAAAAAAUUGAAUUUAAUUAACUUUUUCCAUAUCAUAUGGCGCUGUGGGAGAGAGCGAAAAAUGAAAUCCUUUGCUUGUCGUGCGUUUUGUAUUUUUAUAGGCAUUUAUACUUCCUGUUCUGUCACUCAUUAAUUUUAUAUAUUUUUAACUACAAAUUGCCCUCGAUGGGCUUGAAGGAUAUGUACCACUGAAGGUACCAACAUAUUUCUUUUUUUUUGUAUUAUUAUUUCUCAUUGGUUCUUUUAGCUGCGCGUUUUAAUUUGGUGGUCACCAAUGGAGAGAAGGACGAUUUACCAUUUUAUUUUUUUUAUUCAUUCAUUCUAUAUUCAUACGAGAACUGUGUCCAUUUAUAUGUCCAUUCGUCCUGUUUGGGGAAUAAAGUAGUUGCAAUCAAUCGAAACCCGUAACCAGUAAACUACCAAAACCAACUCCAGUCAAUCCCAAUUCAUACCCCAGUAUACCUGCCACUCCAACUCCCACUUCCACUCCCAUUCCUACUCUCAAUUCCAUAUGGAUAUUUUAUGGAAUUUUAAAAUAUCCUUAAAUCAAAUAAAAAUGCAAGGACCUCUUUGCCAACGAUCCAUCAACCACAUCCCUUCAUCCAAUUUUCUCUUCUCACAUCUACCAUCCACCUUCACCUUCAGCUCUGAACUGUUCUAUCUCCCGGCUAUACAACCCCAGCUCCUGCUUUUGCUUCAACUAGGCCCUUUCUUUCUGAGCAAAUUUCGUGAUUUCAUGCUCAACGGAGCUGGGCAGUUAAUUAAAAUAUUUUUUAACUGACGAGAUUUUUUUUUUAUAUUUUUAUUUUUUAUUUCCCUGGUUUGAUGGUUGAUUGGUAAAAAGAACCAAGCAUUGCGGUGGGUAAACACCAAAGUAAAGUAAAAAAAAAAAAGAAAAAAUAUAAUAAAAAUAAAGGAAGAAAGUCCUCGUCAAUAAAACAAAACCAAAAAAAAAAAUAUAAAAUAACGGAAACGAACCAGUGCGUUAAGUGUUUUCUCUGCAGCACAUCAUCCAUCCCUGGUGGUGUGUGUAAGAACAUUUUAUUACAUUUUGAUGAAUAGCCGCUCGUCCUUUUUAAUUUUAAUUUGAAUUCAUUCUCGAAUUGUCAAUAAAGUUAAUUUAAAAUUCUAUCUCUUUUUUUUCCGUAUAAUAAAAAAAAAAAAACGAAAAAA
This is a messenger RNA of Episyrphus balteatus (marmalade hoverfly), 5017 nucleotides long. RefSeq lists its product as uncharacterized. The transcript is spliced from 2 exons. NCBI's taxonomy places the organism in Eukaryota, Metazoa, Arthropoda, Insecta, Diptera, Syrphidae. Gene Ontology annotation, biological process: regulation of transcription by RNA polymerase II. Gene Ontology annotation, molecular function: RNA polymerase II cis-regulatory region sequence-specific DNA binding; DNA-binding transcription factor activity, RNA polymerase II-specific; protein binding. The record is from RefSeq and is a predicted model, not a curated record. Bases 175 to 1773 code for a protein of 532 amino acids.